Molecule: messenger RNA, 592 nt
Organism: Hyaloscypha bicolor E
Lineage: Eukaryota; Fungi; Ascomycota; Leotiomycetes; Helotiales; Hyaloscyphaceae
Exons: 2
Coding region: 109-543 (144 amino acids)
Source: RefSeq, a predicted model, not a curated record
UUCAGAUUUCGUCCUCGUUGUCAGUAGUCCAUAUCAAUUUCUUCUAAACUGCCAUUCACCAACUACGUUUAUUCCAUUUACCUACGGUCCUUCUUUGCAUCCAUCAUCAUGCAGUUCACUAGUCUCACCCAAUUACUCACCGUAGCCUUGAUGGCUACCUUGCAAGUCGCUCAGGCAGCACCUGUCGAAGCAGAUGUUGCCUUGGCAGCACGUCAUCAUAAAGGCGCGGGCGGUGCUGGUGCCGCAUCAGCAGGUGGAGCAGCAGCCGGUGGUGCUGGUGGCUUAGCUGCUCUCUUUGGUGGUGGUGCCGGAGCAGCAGGUGGAGCUGAUGCCGCAGGCGGCGCAGGCGGUGCUGGUGGCUUGGCUGCUCUAUUGGGAGGCGCGGCCAAAGAACGCCGUCACCACAAAGGCGCUGGAGGUGCCGGAGCUGCAGGUGGAGCAGCAGCCGGUGGUGCUGGUGGCUUAGCUGCUCUCUUUGGCGGUGGUGCGGCUGGAAAGGGUCAAGCAGGAGCCGCAGACGCAGCAAAGGGUGCUGCCGCAUAAAAUAACAACAAUAAUAACGCCACGGAUGACAAUUCUAAUUACAGACGCG